AUGCCUAGGAGGGAACCUGAAAGCCACGGAGGCAGCCUCCAGGCUCGCCAAGACCUAAAAUCACGGAAGGCGGGGACGUCCGUAGCAGGACGGGGCCGAGAAUCUUCAGAGCAGGCCAGCAUGGCUACAACGCCGCUGGAGAGGCAGAUGGGAGGUGGACGGCAGCUCAGGGAGAGACUAAGUGUGCAAGAGGCCAGAUUUUUCAACUCGAAAGCCAGAGCGCCCCAGGAAGGAGGAACCCCAUAUGACUGUACUAGGAGCACGAACGACUCAGCCAGGCAAGACUCCGAGGCCCAGGUCCACUGUGGUGGAGACCGAGGGCCCGCUCAGCCUCCUUCCAACCCAGGGAUCGGACCCGCUCAGCCAAAUCAGGCCUCGGCGCCCAACACCGUUCGCGCUGUGGGCCCCGGCGCGCCGAGAACGGACGCGCGGGUGCGACCAAUCAGCGGACGCCGAGCCUCAGGCUGCCCUCGCUUCCCGGAGCGGUCAGGCCCGGCCCUGAGGCGGCGUGCCGGGAGGCGCCGGCGCGCGGCCUCCAGGAGAGGCCCGGACCCACUUCCCAGAGCUCGUCCCCCGCCCUCAGCAGCGCCCCCGCGGCCACCCUGCUCACUCCGUGCCUCACCUCGUGCGGACACCGAGACCGAGACGGGAAUCCCAAGCAAGAGCUGCACCCGACACUACCCACUCCUUGCCGCUGCUCCGCCUCACAUUCAAACCCCGGCAAAAUGGCGCGGCGGCAAAGGUGGCGGCCACAGCGCAUGUGCGAGUGAGGCCGAGACACGGGGCGGGGCCAGGGAUGCUUUGGGCCCACCCCGACUGGAAGGGCCAAUCGUAACGCAGCUCUGGCCUGCAGUGACGUCGCAAGACACCGUGUCCUUUGACGCAGGCUGCUGGUUUGGAUUUCUGAGCUCAGACCAAGGCGUGUUCUACAAGUGGCUCAUAGUGGCUUUUAACUGUUGGAUGGACUGUGCUCGUUCCCGUCAGAGAAGGGAGAGACCGUCCAUCCUAAGACAAGCAGAAAAACCGAAUGACUCCAUCCAUUUGUCUGCAAAUUUCAAGAUGCAUUUCCUACUGUACUCCAUGGGAAGAUCAUCAUUACUUUAUCUGGAUUCAGAAGGGCAUGGGUAUAUCUGCUUGUGCUUGCAGAGAACAAGCCUUCUUUUGGCUCUAUCACACAUUUAAAGCCCAACUACGAUGAAAGAGUGGCCAUCACUAAAAUCAAGAAGCAUCCAUUGGGGUUUUGUUUGUUUUAAAUAGAGGCAGAGGACUAGAGAGAGAGAGCUUAGCAGUUAAGAGUUGUUGCUGCUUUUGAAGAAGAUGAGUUCAGAUCCCAGCACCACUCAGUGCCUGAUAACUGACUGUAACUCUAGUUCCAUGGGUCCAACGCCCUCUUCUGGUCUCCACAGGCACUGCACUCAUGUGAUACACAAAUACAUUCAGGCGAAACACCCAUUAGCGUUGCAUCAAAUAAGAAUAAAUUUUUUAACAAUAAAGAGGGGCCUUUAGUUCUUACUGAGUACAGUCAAUGUGGCAGAAACACCCCACCAUCCAGCUCAGGAUGUGAGCUGGAUAGAAAAAAAUGAUGUGAUGUCUCUAUUCUCUGCUUCUACUUAGGUUGGUUUUGGUUUUGAUUUUGAGACAGUGACUCACUCUGUAGCCCGGACCGG
Molecule: messenger RNA, 1667 nt
Organism: Myodes glareolus (Bank vole)
Lineage: Eukaryota; Metazoa; Chordata; Mammalia; Rodentia; Cricetidae
Source: RefSeq, a predicted model, not a curated record